Pecten maximus is the source of this 1377-nucleotide messenger RNA. Its product is annotated as flocculation protein FLO11-like. The coding region runs from base 1 to 1377 and encodes 458 amino acids. The transcript has 2 exons. Lineage: Eukaryota; Metazoa; Mollusca; Bivalvia; Pectinida; Pectinidae. The record is from RefSeq and is a predicted model, not a curated record.
AUGGAUACGUUAUCAUUAUUUAAUGUGCAUCUGAGCUGUGAGCCCGAACCCACUCCCUUGGUUUUUAUUGAACGUCUGAGGUGUGAGCCCGAACCCACUCCCUUGGACAUUAUUGAACGGCUGAGCUGUAAGUCCGAACCCACUCCCUUGGACUUUAUUGAACGUCUGAGCUGUGAGCCCGAACCCACUCCCUUGGACUUCAUUGAACGUCUGAGCUGUGAGCCCGAACCCACUCCCUUGGACAUUAUUGAACGUCUGACCUGUAAGCCCGAACCCACUCCCUUGGACAUUAUUGAACGUCUGAGGUGUGAGCCCGAACCCACUCCCUUGGGCUUUAUUGAAUGUCUGAGCUGUGAGCCCGAACCCACUCCCUUGGACUUCAUUGAACGUCUGAGCUGUGAGCCCGAACCCACUCCCUUGGACAUUAUUGAACGUCUGAGGUGUGAGCCCGAACCCACUCCCUUGGACUGUAUUGAACGUCUGAGGUGUGAGCCCGAACCCACUCCCUUGGACUUUAUUGAACGUCUGAGCUGUAAGUCCGAACCCACUCCCUUGGACUUUAUUGAACGUCUGAGGUGUAAGCCCGAACCCACUCCCUUGGACUUUAUUGAACGUCUGAGGUGUGAGCCCGAACCCACUCCCUUGGACUUUAUUGAACGUCUGAGGUGUGUGCCCGAACCCACUCCCUUGGACUUUAUUGAACGUCUGAGCUGUGAGCCCGAACCCACUCCCUUGGAUUUUAUUGAACGUCUGAGCUGUGAGCCCGAACCCACUCCCUUGGACUUUAUUGAACGUCUGACCUGUAAGCCCGAACCCACUCCCUUGGACUUUAUUGAACGUCUGAGGUGUGAGCCCGAACCCACUCCCUUGGACUUUAUUGAACGUCUGAGAUGUGAGCCCGAACCCACUCCCUUGGGCUUUAUUGAACAUCUGAGCUGUGAGCCCGAACCCACUCCCUUGGACUUUAUUGAACGUCUGAGAUGUGAGCCCGAACCCACUCCCUUGGACUUUAUUGAACGUCUGAGAUGUGAGCCCGAACCCACUCCCUUGGGCUUUAUUGAAUGUCUGAGGUGUGAGCCCGAACCCACUCCCUUGGACUGUAUUGAACGUCUGAGGUGUGAGCCCGAACCCACUCCCUUGGACUUUAUUGAACGUCUAAGCUGUGAGCCCGAACCCACUCCCUUGGACUGUAUUGAACGUCUGAGGUGUGAGCCCGAACCCACUCCCUUGGACUUUAUUGAACGUCUGAGAUGUGAGCCCGAACCCACUCCCUUGGGCUUUAUUGAACGUCUGAGCUGUGAGCCCGAACCCACUCCCUUGGACUUUAUUGAACGUCUGAGAUGUGAGCCCGAACCCACUCCCUUGGACUUUAUUUAA